AUGAGUGUUGUUCCAUAUGCAUAUGAAUGUUAUAAGUCUAGCGUACUUCAAUAUAAAGAAUAUACUCUCAGAAUUACUGAUAAUGCUUUAGUCAUACAUAAAGAAGGUGCUGAUGAAGACAUUACCAUCGGUCCUGGUAUAUUACCUAUCGAGCAACCAGAUGGUACAAUUGUUGAAACAGACUUAAAUCAAUACCUUCAAGCGUUACAGAAUCGUGUGACAAAAGUAGAGAAUAAUUACUUAGAUGCUCCAUUCUUCACAACUGAUAGAGAUUAUAUGUUUUCAUGUAUGGCGAGUAAUGGUUUGCAAGAAACUCGUGAGGUAAAUAUUAAUGAAGCAUUAGAGACUAUAAUAUAUCAUGUUAAACGGUUAUUAUCGAUUGACCAUGGAGUUCAUUUUGACCCAAGGUCUACACUGUUCAAUAUACCAAUGAUUGAAAACAGUCAAUUAACAUUUAAAGAAGAUACAUUGUAUAAUGCUUUAAACGCAGCAUUUGCUUAUAUAUUAGGUCAUGAACAAGUACAAAAUAGUGGUAUUGCAAUAUACUUAGAUAAAGUUAUGUUAAAGAAACCAUUGACAUUCACAGAAGAUGGUCCAAAAGCAACUGGUAUUGUUGGUGAUGGAACAUUAUUGACGAAAGAAUACUUAGCAAGUCAUGUCGGAGAAUUUUUCUCCACUAAUGAUAGCAUCAGUACAACACCAGAAGUUAUUUUAUUGAAGAAACCAAUCACAUUUGAUGUUAAAGGAAAGACAAAAGCAACUGGUAUAGCUGGCGAUGGAGUUCUUCUGACUAAGGAAUACUUGAAGAAAAAUAUCAAUGACUUCGUUGAAAUUGUCAAAGAUAA
Molecule: messenger RNA, 845 nt
Organism: Trichomonas vaginalis G3
Lineage: Eukaryota; Parabasalia; Trichomonadida; Trichomonadidae
Product: keratin-associated protein family
Exons: 1
Source: RefSeq, a predicted model, not a curated record